UCCACGGACGCCACUCAGGCAUUGCGUUAAAUCCACGCGCAGACGUGGGAGCACGUGGCUUUUCCGACCACCUCCACGGUCACACCGCUGCCUCCCGUGCGUGGAUUCCGUCACUUUCUGAGCUGCUUGGGCUGCUGUGGUACCCGCGCCACGGGAGAGCCGAGCCGAGCCGAGCCGAGCCGGACCGGGAUACGCCCACACCUCAGCAUCGCUGCCAACUCCCAGAUAAAUAAGUGGAGGUUCGUCCUCCGCACAGUGAGGAAAGUUCGGUCCCGAGCUCUGAGGUGCAGCAGCGACGCUACCUGCCGCAGGAGUUUUGCGCAUGGAGCUUUGACUUGCGGUUCUGCGCAGUCUGCAGGCGGAUAUUUUGGACCCGGGUGCUGUGGCGGUCAGUGGGCGCUGAGGCGAUGCUGUGGAUGCGACUUUGAAACAAGAGCUUCACGAGUGUAGAUCCCGGUAAAGCACAAUGAAAGACUACUUCACCGAUGAGGAGGAAGUUCAGUCCUUUGGAUAUAAGAGGUUUGGAAUCCAGGAGGGCGCCGAGUGCACAAAGUGUAAAAAAGACUGGGCGCUGAGAGCAGCCAUCGGCCUUCUCUACGUGCUGUGUGCCCUGCUCACCAUCGCGGUGGCCGUCCUCGGAUACAAAGUGGUCCAGAGAAUGGACAGCGUCUCCGAGGGAAUACAGGACUAUGGAGGCAAGAUCAACGCUGUGGAAACAGAUUUAAAGAAACUAAAUGGAGAGGCGGGAGAGAAAUCUGACAAUGCCAUGAGUGAAAUCAAGACUUUCAAGUCGGAUCUGGAAACUUUGCAGAACCAAGUGAACGACAUUGUCCUCCGAGCAAAUAGAAACAAGAAUCUGCUAGAUGAGCUUCAGAUCACAGGAGGCGACGUGCACAACCAGCAUGUGUCCCUGCGCAGCUUUCUAGAGGGCAACGCCGCCUCGCUGCGCGGGCUCAACCGGACCCUGACCUCCUACAGCGGCUUCAUUAACAAUCUGCAGACAGACACUGCACGGCUCCAGUCAGACAUUCAGGGUCAGGUCAAAGUGUUGAGUGACACCCAGCUUAGUGUCGACACUCUAAACAUCUCCCAGUCUCAGCAACGCAACCUGCUCAGCACGCUGCAGAAGACGGUGGAGGAGACCAGCCAGGCCGUGCAAAGCCUGAGGAACGACUAUCAGACCCUGCAGCAGACGGCCAGACAGGCCCAGGCCGAUACAGAGUGGCUAAAGGAAAAAGUCCAGAGCCUUCAGGUGUUGGCAGCCAACAACUCAGCUCUGGCCCGGUCCAACGGCGAGGCGCUGGAUGACCUGGGGGCUCAGCUCAGCACGCUGGCCAGUCAGAUCCAGAACACCUCCGCCGUCAGUGAGGGCCACGACCAAAGACUACGCGAGAUCAUGGACCACCAGAGGGACCACGACAACGUCACCGCCGCUAAGUUCGACGAGAUGGAAAUGCAAUUAGACAGACAUGAAAGCAACAUGGAUCUCCUGACAGGAAACAUCAGCUUCUCUGCACAGCUCCUAGGGGCCAUCAGCACCGACGUGAAUGGUCUGAGGUCCUGCGCUGAGACGGUGAUACGGCAUUCAGACCUGUUACUGGGGCUCAACAGCAGCGUCACAGAAGCCAGCGCAGACAGCAAAGACCUGCGCACACAGCAUGUGGAGCUGGCAGCCAGGCUGGACCGCGAAGUCAACAACCUGUCCAUGGUGAUGGAGGAGAUGAAGCUGGUGGACAGCAAGCACUCCCAGCUCAUCACCAACUUCACCAUCCUGCAAGGUCCACCAGGUCCAAGGGGACCCAAAGGAGAAAGGGGAGUCCCGGGGAUGCCAGGCCAGUUAGGACAGAGGGGUGAUAAAGGAGACCAUGGGGUUCCAGGAUUCCCGGGGCCCAAGGGAGACAAAGGUCCUACUGGUUUACCAGGUGUGGAAGGUGCACAGGGUCCACCUGGGGCUCGGGGUGUUCCAGGAGCUAAAGGAUCGAGAGGGUCUGGAGGUCGACCUGGAAGCACUGGCGAGAAAGGUGACCGUGGGUCAAUAGGUCUAAUGGGCCUAACUGGACUACAAGGAGUACCAGGACUACAGGGACCAGUGGGGCCCAGAGGCUCAGCUGGACCACAAGGCCCACAAGGACCUGUUGGACCUGUAGGCCCGCCUGGUCCUAUGGGCCCACCUGGGUUACCCCCACCAACGAUCAUUUUGAAUCCUCCUCAGCCCACUCAGGUCCCUGAAAGGCCAACACCGGCCCAACCUCCUAAACCAGUUGCAGAACCAGGUUCUGUGUCCCAGCAGGUGCAGCUUUCUGUUGCUGCCACGCCUGUGCCUGGUUGCCCACCUGGGUUCAGGAAGUUUGGAGACCACUGCUACCUCUUCUCCUCUGGUUCUCAGAGGCUCAACUUUGAUGAAGCCCACCAGUUUUGUGUUAACAUGUCUUCUCAUAUGCUCUUCAUCAAUGACAAUGAGGAACAGCAAUUUGUGAGAACUGCAAUUGCUGGAAAAGGCUAUUUCUGGCUGGGUCUUACCGACCGGGAGGAGGAGAACGUCUGGAAGUGGCUGGAUGGAACUGAACCCGUUUUCAAAAAGUGGAAACCUGGCCAACCUGACAACUGGACCCAUGGCCACGAGGCGGGAGAGGACUGUGCUGGACUCAUCCAUAAUGCCAACUGGAAUGAUUUCUACUGCACGGACCGCAUUGGUUUCAUCUGUGAACGCGUCUCUGACUACAAUAGGGGACGGCACAAAUCUGUUGUUGUCAGUGCACCAGCAAUGCCUCUGUUCACCACCAACCCAUUUGACCAAGAUGUUGAGAAAGCAACCAGUGAGAUGAACACAGCUGAGGACUGGGGCCUCAUUCUGGACAUAUGUGAUAAGAUAGGGCAGUCACGCACUGGGCCCAAAGAAUGUCUCCGAUCUAUUAUGAGGAGGGUGAACCACAAGGAUCCCCAUGUGGCCAUGCAGGCACUGACUCUUCUUGGUGCUUGCGUCUCAAACUGUGGAAAGAUAUUUCACUUGGAGGUGUGCUCCAGGGAGUUUGCCAGUGAAGUCAGUAAUGUUUUAAACAAGGGUCACCCCAAAGUGUGUGAGAAGCUGAAAGCCCUGAUGGUGGAGUGGGCAGAGGACUUCCGAAAUGAUCCUCAACUCAGUUUGAUCUCAGCAAUGAUCAAGAAUCUACGUGAGCAGGGCGUCACUUUCCCCGCUGUGGGUUCCCAGGCUGCGGAGCAAGCCAAAGCAAGUCCUGCAUUAGUGGCCAAGGAUCCCUCCACUUCCAACAAAAAAGAGGAGGAGGACUUGGCCAAAGCUAUUGAGCUGUCCCUGAAGGAGCAACGUCAGCAGCCGCAGGCCUCCUUGUCGAGCCUGUACCCGAACACCUCCAGCCUGCUGUCCUCACACAAGUCAGACGGCAGGAAGGUUCGCGCCAUUUAUGACUUCGAAGCUGCUGAGGACAAUGAGCUCACGUUCAAGUCGGGUGAAAUCAUCACUAUCCUGGACGACAGUGACCCCAACUGGUGGAAAGGGGAAACAUACCAGGGAGUGGGGCUGUUUCCCUCUAACUUCGUCACUGCUGAUCUUACUGCAGAGCCUGAGAUGAUGAAAACGGAGAAGAAGACUGUACAGUUUAGUGAGGACAUCCAGGUGGAGACCAUCGAGCCUGAACAGGAGCCGGUGUACAUAGACGAGGACAAAAUGGACCAGCUACUGCAGAUGAUUCAGAGUGCAGAUCCCACAGACAACCAGUCAGACAGCGUCGAGCUGCUGCAGCUGGAAGGUGCCUGCAAUCAAAUGGGACCCCUCAUUGACCAGAAGCUGGAGGAUAUAGACAGGAAGCACUCAGAGUUGUCAGAGCUCAACGUGAAGGUGAUGGAAGCGCUGUCUUUGUACGCCAAGUUAAUGAACGAGGACCCAGUCUACGCCAUGUAUGCCAAACUGCAGAGCCAGCAGUACUACAUGCAGCAGCCGGCCAAUGCAGCACAACAGGUGUACCCUGGGCAGCCUGCCUCAGGUUCAUAUGCCAUGACCGGGGCGGCAGUGCAGGGUUACUCUGUCCCCAUUGAGCAGCUUCCAGCUGGAGCCCCCAUAGCUGGACAGCCAGCUCCCGGUGAUGUUCAUAUGUACAUGGGACAACCUCCAGUCUACACUGCAGCUCCGGGCGCCUUGGCCUCAGCAGAUGUGCAGUCCUACCAAAACCCAGUCGCCACUGCUGGCCCGGCCCCAAGCACCAACCACGCAGGCAUGACACAGACGCCAAACUACAGCACCCCCUCUGGUCCAAGCAUAGCUCCCUCACCAGACGCCACACAGGUCCACUACUCAGAGAAAGCGCUGCUAUAGGGUCCCCACUGAGUCUCUGUAUCACACACACACACACACACACACACACACACACACACACACACACACUACAGGCCUGAUCAAAUAGUCAUCACAAGAAAAGAUGGAUGAAAAACAUUGAAACAACAUUAGAUUAACCUUGACUUGUGACACAUUUCCUGUUUAAUCAUCAUAUUAAUGCACAGUUGAAACUCUCUGCAGGUUUAGACAUGAGGCUUUGAUUUAAAGAGCUUCCACAAAGUCAAAUUUUAUUCAGUUUUGCAUUUUUCACUCUGGUCCUCCCCAAGUCUUUACGUGAGACGACAACAUGGAAAAGCUUUAAUUCACAAGUGAUUUGUUGUCUGAACUGAUCCCUUCACCUCUGGAUCUAUACAGCCAUUCUUCAUUUCUAGGUACAGGACCAUUAAGAACACUACUAAAAAACUUUGGUAACAAUUUAUUUGGUGAUAUGGAUAAUUUGAUAAUGUUUGGUGACAUUUCCUCCAUUAUGAUGCAACUAUAUCAUUUCAAAUCUAUUUUUAGAAACUCUUGCACACUGUCCUGCUCUGGUUGUCUUGUUGUGUAUGAUUCUACAGCCUGAGACAGUUUGCUGGAGUUUCAGGUCAGGUGUUUUUCUUUAAGGCGCCUGUCACAUGCAGGAAGUAGUUUAUGAUAAAUAUGUUCUUUCAAAUGUCCCCCAGCAUUUCCAGAGGAUGUCCUUAAACAAGGUUCCUAAUUUGGAACCUAUGUUAAAAACACUUUUGAACGACUCUGCACAUGAAGUGUUCUUUAGGUUAAUCAGCUGAACAGUAUUUAGCGUCACAGAUCAGCUCUGAAACAAGUGACUGUAGCCACAACUCACGUUCCUUUAGAACUUUACACAAUACUUUAAAAUACUACAGGCAGGUUCAUGCAUCCAUGUGUUACACCUUACCUCCACUCACACUAAUGAAGUUCAUAACACCACAACGCCACAGCCUACUCACCCACUGGAAGCAGCUGCAGUGAUAAAUAUGUCACAAAAGUCAGGCGCUGACUUACAUUUACUAUUUUUUUUUAUCAGAAAAAGGAUCUUUAGAAGAACUAAAACGUAGUACAGUGUGUGUACAGUAUGUUGUCAACUUUUAGAAGUACUGAAAACUGAAGCCACUUUGUUUUUCUUUCUUUUUUUGGAGAGGAAGUAAAUGAGCAUUUGAAGCGCAUGCACAGGAGUCUGGUGUAUAUACUGUACUGGUAGUGAGGUCGCUUCCUGUGUGGCUCCGUGCAACAACUCCCAGCCUCAAAGGUGAACUCUGCAGCCGCCAUGCUCCACUGUUGGUUAGUGAAAGGUGUAAAAGCCAAAGAGAGAACAUUCACAUUUCAGGAGAAAUCGUCCUGAAGUCCGACGUCUGCAGAGUUCACCGUUCAAAGCAUGAGGAGCUGCACUAAUGGGUGAACUGUGUGAACCCCAGUGUCUUUAAAGCAUCUCUUUAGUCAGUGUUAAAAACAAUUACUUUUUUGGUUUUUGUAGUAUGUUUUAAUUUAUGUUUUGAUUAAUGUUACGCUAUUUUAAAUGAAGAACAAGUACAAGAUGUAUGUAUUCAGAGAAAUAGCCGAAUAUGUGAUAUUCUGCUUCACUUGGUUUGUAUAUUUGAAUCGCUGACCUGCCGACAUGGACGUCUCUGUGUUUGAUACAUGCUUGUUGUACUGUAGGGUCAAAUGAUAAUGUGAAACCAGACCAAACCUCCCCCAAGCUUUUCAAAGCUGUCUAACACUAAGACGAGUUCUCCCUGAGGUGAAAUGAGGCUGCUGCAGUUUGAUACGGAGCAGUGAUCGUUUUUAAACAUCUCUUCAUCUGCAUAAGCUAGAAAACCUCCGUUACAGUCCACAAAUGCCAAACAAUGUUCUCUGUUUGAGCAGCUGCUGUGUAAAACGUCUACAUGUGAAUUUACAAAAGCCUAUUGACAUACAAACAAAACAUCGACUGAAUGAGUUUGUUGCUAAAUGAAGGGAUUGAAUUGAAUCAGGAUUUUUGCAUUGAACCAACUUUAAACUUGUGGCAUUUCAGUUUAUCUGGAGACACGAUUCAAACACUCGCCUUGAAAUGAAACAAGCCACAGCUCAUUCUCCAGAGCUGCGCUUUAGCAUUAAUAUAGUUGGUUUGAAGUGAACAAACCGUUUUGUGCUGCCUUCAACUAAAUGAGUGAAAUGCUGUUAAUCUGUUGGAUCAUAGAGGGUCAGAAACACCAGAGUAGCAGCUGUUCUGGGACCAGGAGCCAGUCGAUCACCACACAUCAUCCCAUGACGUCUCACUGGACGGCAGCCCCGAUGUAACCUUAAUGUACAGGAUUGAGAUGCUGCCUGUUUUUAAGUUUUAAACCAACAUUAUUGUAAAGGUUGUGUCUAAUGGUGUAUCCUGCUGUUUGUAUGUAUUCUUUUAACCAUACUUAUUAAUUAGUAUUUACAAUAAAACCAGGCCAAAUGUACAGAAGAA
Messenger RNA from Betta splendens (Siamese fighting fish), 6779 nucleotides. Its product is annotated as signal transducing adaptor molecule (SH3 domain and ITAM motif) 1. The transcript is spliced from 23 exons. NCBI's taxonomy places the organism in Eukaryota, Metazoa, Chordata, Actinopteri, Anabantiformes, Osphronemidae. The coding region runs from base 467 to 4327 and encodes 1286 amino acids. The record is from RefSeq and is a predicted model, not a curated record. Gene Ontology annotation, molecular function: phosphatidylinositol binding; ubiquitin binding. Gene Ontology annotation, biological process: protein transport to vacuole involved in ubiquitin-dependent protein catabolic process via the multivesicular body sorting pathway. Gene Ontology annotation, cellular component: ESCRT-0 complex.